This is a messenger RNA of Priceomyces carsonii, 1074 nucleotides long. RefSeq lists its product as uncharacterized. The record is from RefSeq and is a predicted model, not a curated record. Bases 1 to 1074 code for a protein of 357 amino acids. Lineage: Eukaryota; Fungi; Ascomycota; Pichiomycetes; Serinales; Debaryomycetaceae. The transcript has a single exon.
AUGUGCAGAAGAAAGGGAUCUGAGGAGAACAAUCAGGAAUCAAGGAAUGAUGAUAUAGAUAAGUUCAUAGAGAACUUCAAUGAAAUGAAGAGUUCCAUGACUUCGUUGACUAAGUCUUUAAUGAAAGUUGCAAAUGAGUCAAUGACUGAGGUAAAUGAAAGGGCUAAAGAUUUUUCUUUAAACUGGUUGUUUGACAUUGAAGAUAGGUCUGGAAAGACCUUAGAUGAUUUCAAGGAUACAAUCAAGUCUACUUUCAGUGGUACUGAAUCAUCAAUUGAUCGUUUCUUCCCUAGACCCUACCUGCUGGAGGGUAAUUCAGAAGAAGUACAGCCAUUUAGUACCUUCAAUCCUUGGUUUGGUAGACAUAAUUUUCAUGAGUUAUUUAGCGGGUCCAUGAGUGCUGGAAGAACCCCAUUUGGAUACUAUAUGUAUAAAGGACCUCUGGCCAGAUACUACAAUGAUUGUUUGAAUAAGGAUGGGGAAUCAAUUUGGGAUUCCAAAGGCUACUGGAGGUGUUUGUUUCCAAAUAGUGAAAUACCUAAUGAGUUUUUAAAUUACAAAAAGGAGAAUCUCUCUGGUCAAAUAUUGACUAAAGAGGAUUUCAACGAAGCUCUUAAGACAGCGAAGUCAGAUGCAUCCGGAACAAUUGAUCUAGGAGAGAAGGGAACAUAUUUCAAGAAAUUUGACGAUUUCUUGAACUGGAAGAACAUUAUGUACAAUAAUGUUAAGCAAGAAAGGGCAAGAAAGCGCGAGAAACUUCGUGAAAGAAAAAACAAGCUGAUUUCUUCGAAGACUUCCGAGCUUUCGACUAAAGAUGACGUAGCUCAAAUCGUUUCAAGUUCCUCACUGUCAUCUUUAAAUUCGAACCCAGAAUCGAACUUGGUGGAAUUGAAAGAGGUUAUUUCUGAAACUUAUAGAGAUGGUACCUCAUCAACUAAGUACAUUACGAAGAGUAAACCCAUUGGGGCAAGCGAAUGGGUCAAUGUCCAAGAGAGAGUUGAGAACGAGCCAUAUUUUCCAGAGUCCUCCGAUUCCAAGAAUGCCGGAUGGUUUUGGAAGUCAAAGGAUUCAUGA